AUGUUGUCGAAGGUGAUUUUAACUUUUAAAAUAUUUUUUAGUUUUUUACAUUUUUUUAUAAUGUCUAAUAUCUGUUUACUUUGACGAACUACUCUAUAUUAUAAUAUUAUUUAUUUAAUUUUUAGACUUCGCACAAGUCGAAGAAUGAAACGGGUACUCCUGCAGCUUCAGGAACACGAGGAUCUUUGAGUUUUUUACAUAAAUUGAAUCCACACAAUAAAACUUCACCAACUUUGCCGGAAAAGUAAGAUCUUUGCUUUUUUUUUCUUGAUAUUUAGGUAACAAUUGGAGAGUAAAGAUUAUACUCGAUAAGAUUAUUAAAAUGCAUAUCAUUUUUUCUUAUUUUUUUCUUAACAGUUUUCACGGUGAUUCAUCUGAAUAUAACCCUUUAUGUUACUUUAGUUCAUUCGCUGUCCAAGUUGAGCAAAUUGACAAGAACACACCGGUAGAUUCAUUGAAGUUAACACCUGAAUUAAAGCCAACAGCUAUUGCUGAUGUCCAAACACCUGCAGACGAGGUUUGGUUCGAACCUCAUACAGAUCCGAACAGAACUCAUCUUCGGCCAGGUAGUAUAAUAUCAGAAGGUCCAUCGCCAUUGGAAAGACGGGCAAAUGAGCGAGAAGCUGUUCAAAUAGCAUUGGAAAAGCAUCUUGAAGAUUUUAGAGGCGGAAGAAUGAGGGCUUGUAAGUUAUAUUGAUUUAGUUUUAUUGUUUUAGAUUGGACUAAAUUGAGGUAUGUUAGGUUUUUUGCUUGAAAUUCGAUGUUUAAAGGUAUGGUUGUCAGUGAUUAUUCUUUGUUAUGAUAAAGAAUGUGAUUUUAAAGGUUCUUUUCAGUGAACGACGUACAAGUUAAUAAAAUGCAAGCAAUGCACGAAAGCCAAUUGAAAUUAACAGCCUUAAGGCAAGCUUUGACUGAAAUAGACGAUCCAUUACAAGACUUGGACAUGGAUGAACAGUAUGCUGAGAUAGGAAAGUGUUUGGAUGAGCUACAUCAACAAAUAGUUAGUUUUGGAGAAGUUAAUUCAGGUAUGUUAUUGCUGUUUUAUUUAUUUUAAUGUUGGUACAAAGCGGUUUUCUUAACUUGAUAUAGGAGUUUAAACACUAUUUUUGGCUCAUGUUUAUAAUAUUUAGGUGAAGACUAG
Molecule: messenger RNA, 1141 nt
Organism: Bursaphelenchus okinawaensis
Lineage: Eukaryota; Metazoa; Nematoda; Chromadorea; Rhabditida; Aphelenchoididae
Source: the annotation of a GenBank genome assembly